AUAAUACAUUCCUAAAUAUAUGGACAUAACUGGAAAGCCUGUUGGGGGUGAUACGAACUAUAGCCGUACUUUGAACCUGCGAGGCAAAACUCGGGAAGCCCAAUACUCAUUACUAGAAGCAUUCUCUGCAAGGCAGCUUGGGAAAACAGGUUGUUGUAAACAUGGCGGCCGCAGUGGGUAGACUUCUGUCCUUCAGUAAAAAUGUUAAGGUGCUUGUUUCACCUCUGAAGCUGUCUGCUGUACCUGCUCACCGUUACAGCCUCGAGGUUUCCAGCACCGGCGAGCCCAUCACUCACACCGGCCAGGUGUAUGAUGAAAAUGAUCCCAGGAGAGCCAGAUUCGUUGGCAGGCAGAAAGAGGUGAAUCAGAACUUUGCCAUCAAAUUGGUGGCAGAGGAGCCGGUGAGUGAGGUUGAGGCCAGAGUGGUGUCCUGUGAUGGAGGUGGAGGAGCCCUGGGCCACCCCAAAGUCUUCAUCAACCUGGAUAAAGACACAAAAGUGGGCACAUGUGGCUACUGUGGAUUACAGUUCAAGCAGAAGCAUCAUCACUGAAACAUUUCCUCCGUCUUUGCUUCUCUGUAUAAUUUGCCAUAUUGGUUAAUAAAUUAUAUCUUGUCUGUC
This is a messenger RNA of Dicentrarchus labrax (European seabass), 620 nucleotides long. RefSeq names its product NADH:ubiquinone oxidoreductase subunit S6 (gene ndufs6). Gene Ontology annotation, biological process: mitochondrial electron transport, NADH to ubiquinone. The transcript has 4 exons. Bases 162 to 551 code for a protein of 129 amino acids. The record is from RefSeq and is a predicted model, not a curated record. Lineage: Eukaryota; Metazoa; Chordata; Actinopteri; Moronidae.